AUGAGUAAUUCUAAAUCAAAUAAUACUUAAUCAUCAUAACAACUCUAAAGCAGUUAAACCAAUAUCAGUUUGCAGAGCAUGGGUUAAUCUUAAUCAACUUAAGUAACUGUAUUUUUGGCUACUGCUAAUACUACUUAGUUUACUUAAAAAGAGUCUUUUAAUCAAUCAUAGAAGAUAAGUGUUUCAACUGCUGACACAAUUGAUAAUGAGCUUUAAAAAGCUAGAAUGAAGAGUAGAUAGAUUCUUAAAAUGGACUAAGCCCAUUAAAAGCAUUCUUAAGGCAUAUAACCUGCAAAAAUGGCUGUAUCAUAAAGUGACAUUAAUAAAAGUAACAAAAAAUAAAAGGAGAAUCAGCCGUAAGUCAAAUAUAACAACUAGUAAAAAGACUAAUUAAAAAAUGUUACUUCUAACUCUAAAUAAUAAGCAAUUCAAGAUAGAAAUAACAGAUAGAGAUAAAAAUCAAUAAACUUAAAAGCAAAUGACUCAAACCAGAUUGAAGGUGAAGUCCUCUCUACUAAGAUGUUUCAAAAUAAAAGACACUCAAAUGCAAGAAACAACUUCUAAAACAUAACUCAAGCGUUGAAUAACUUUUGCAACUAAAAUUUAAAAAGCAAAACAACCUAGAAUUUGUAGAGAGCAGUAAAUACCAAUACUUCCCCUAAGAACAAUCUAGUUGUAUUAUCUGCUGAAGAUUUAAGAAGUAAUCAAAAAAAGAUACAGCAUAUAUCAAAUAUUUAAAAGUAGUAUGAUAACAACGACGAAAGCUGCAACUAAAUAAUAACCUAAACUAUAAGUUCAAAUUAUGAUAUUGAAGAUGUAGAAGAAUUUAAUGGAAAUCUUUCAGAUAGAGAGACAUCUCCAUAAUAUAGAAACUAUCUCUCUAAGAAAGUAGUUCUAACUUAGGUCUAAGAUUACUACACACCUAAAUCUAAGUUCAUGCUUGAUUAAGAUUAAACUGCAACUUAGCUAAGUCCUAACUCAAUAAAUCUCAACUUCUAAAACUUCAUGCCUUUUUAGUAUCAAAAGGCUUAAGACUAAUAAAAUGAAAGUAAAAAUUUAAGCAGAAGCACAUCAAAGAGUUCGAGAGUGCUUUCAUAAGAUAGUAGAUAAAACAGUCAAAGGUCCUAUUAAAAAUCUCAAAACUAUAACAAAAGUCUCGAACAGCCUAUGAUAAUCAAUAAAACUUAGCCAAAUAUUACUUAUAAUCCUGAAAUAUUCAGUUUUCUAGAUUCAUAAAAUGCAAAGCCUAAAAAUGCCAGUAGAAAUGGAGAGUUAUCAAAUAGCAAUAGUAAAAAGAGCUUGGGCAGUGGUAACUAUAGCAAAUAAGCGCAUAGGGUUCAAUACGGGUAGAUUGAUAUUAGUGAUGAUAAUAAAGACUCAUUCCAUACCUCGCCACCUAAACAUAAAGUUACCAAUCAAUUCAAGUCAGUAGUAAAUAACCAAGUUGAAGUAGUCUAAGAAGCGAUGCUAUAUAAAAAAUCUCAGGAAAAGUUACAGCAAUAGCUAAAGAAAUAAAUUAGAACUCUAAAUGAAGAAAAUCAAAAUCUUUAAUCUGUAAACAAUAAUUUAGUAUAAAAGAUUGAAUUCAAUGAGGGUAGGUCUACUGAACUCGGAAGAAAUAUAAAUACUAUAAGAGUUGAAAUUCUUAAAACUAAUCAAGAGAGGCUAAUUACUAAAGAUGCUAAGGAAUCUGAGCUUUUCAAGAAAGACAUGGAGCGUAUGGAACUUAGAAUAGAAGUAAGUUCACUGAAAGAAACUUUAGAUGAGGAAGUCUUCGAAUAUAAAGAAUAGUUGCAAGACUAAAGAGAGUAGGUGCAGAAAUUAAAGGACUUACUAGAGAGGGCUAAAGCAAAGUGUGAGGAGUUUAAAAUAGAUGUCAAGAAACAUAAAACAGUAGAGUAGGAGAGAAUUAAGGAGGUAAAGAUAAACUAAAAGAAAUUGAAUAUUUUUAUCAAACAAACUUCAAAUCAUCAUAAGAGUGUGAAGGCAAACGAUGAUUAUGAAGAUGACUUCGCUGAGAGGAGCUAAUAACUUAAGGAAAGUAGGAAAUCAUAAUAUAAUACAAUAAGUAGUACUGGUAAUAAUCAUCAAAACAAAAGGUAAAGUCAUUUAUGA
Molecule: messenger RNA, 2115 nt
Organism: Stylonychia lemnae
Lineage: Eukaryota; Ciliophora; Spirotrichea; Sporadotrichida; Oxytrichidae
Source: the annotation of a GenBank genome assembly